AAUGAAUAAUUAUUUAAAAAUAUUACUGUCAAUUUUUUAUUUAAUUAUUUUAUUUAAUAAAAUAAAAUCAUCGAAAGAUAGUAGUAACGAAGAUUUAGAGACUUCCAAUUCCUUCGACGGACCUAUUCAAAUAGUGGAAAAGGAAGAAAGAAUUUCACCUCAAUUAUCUCAUCAAGAGGACAAUAAUUUAAAUGAAAUUGAAAAUAAAGGUAAGAAAAGAACUUUUAAAUGGAAAAAGAUUAAUUUUUUAGAUGAAAUGAAGCAAAAUUUCUCAAUUAAAGACAAUAGAUUAAAUAAAUCAAAGGAACACAAUUCUUCCAAAAUAAAUAAAUUUUCUUUUAUAUUAUUUAUUUUUCCAAUUUAUAUUUUAUUUAAAAUUUAA
This is a messenger RNA of Meloidogyne enterolobii, 382 nucleotides long. NCBI's taxonomy places the organism in Eukaryota, Metazoa, Nematoda, Chromadorea, Rhabditida, Meloidogynidae. The record is from the annotation of a GenBank genome assembly.